Messenger RNA from Solanum dulcamara, 558 nucleotides. RefSeq names its product F-box protein VBF-like. The transcript is spliced from 2 exons. Lineage: Eukaryota; Viridiplantae; Streptophyta; Magnoliopsida; Solanales; Solanaceae. Bases 1 to 558 code for a protein of 185 amino acids. The record is from RefSeq and is a predicted model, not a curated record.
AUGGAAGCUAAAGAUCUAGCAAGUGUGCUUGAUAUGCCAAAUAUUAGCAUAUGGAAGAAGAAUGUAGAACCCUUGAACAGAGAAUUGAGUCCUUCACCCAAGCCUUCUCUUGAGGAAGCCCCUCAAUUAGAGUUAAAAAAACUGCCAUCACAUCUCAGAUUCUCUGAUGCGGCAUAUCUUCUGUCUGUAGGUCAAUUGGAUAUUCAUGGAAGAAUUGGAACAGAAAUGUUGUCACCAAAGACAGAAUAUGCUGCUUAUUUGGUGUUCAACUUGUUAAAAUGGUCCUGUGGACUUGAAUCUGCUAAAUCAAGUAUUAGGUUUGUUAAUUAUGAGAGUGAAAUUGAUACUGAAAAGCAGUCCAAUACUGUGCACUUUGCAAGAUCGAAAGUAAGUGGGGAUAUCCCAAAAAUCAGAGGAGGCGGAUGGAUGGAAGUAGAAUUGGGAUAUUGUAAUAGCAAGAAAGGCACUAAUGGUCCUGUUGAAGCAAGAUUGAUUGAGAUGAAACAUAUUUCCAAAGGUGGACUCAUUGUUGAAGGAAUUGAUUUUCGUCCUAGAUGA